GCACGGACCAAAUGCGUACAGAUCAAACGGACACAGUAACCAACAGACUUUCCACAUGGGUUGCGACUUUUUGGGCACCUCUACCGAUGGAGGGGUGCGGGAGGGGAACGAAGCCCCCUCUUGCACCCGCCCCGUGUGUGUGUGCGUGCGUGCGUGCGUGCGUGCGUGCGUGCGUGCGCGCGCGCGUGUGUAUAUAAGGCGAUUUUUGGCGAUCUUGCACGCUUUUCUGUCUUUUGGAGGACAAAGUUUUCUUUUCUCUUUUGGAGUUCAAUCGUCGGGGUGGAUUGAUCCCUUAUUUUUGGCGACCGUUUGGUACACGUACCGAAUGGUUUGUUUAUGUCGCCAUGCCCCGACAUGCUUCUUCUCCAACGCACUCCAAUACGUUGAUUCUGAUAACGCCAACCUAUUAGAAUGCGUUGGAGUAGAAGCAUGUCGAGGCAUGGCGACGCGAACAAACAUUCGGUACAUGUACCAAACAAUCGCAAAAAAUAAGGGAUCAAGCCACUCCCACGAUUGAGCUCCAAAAGAGAAAAGAAAACUUUGUCCCCCAAAAGACAGAAAACCAACGGGCAAGAGAAGAUCGCCAAAAAUCGCAUAUAAUAGAAAGAAUAAUGAACGUAGCGGGUAAACAAAAGGAAAUGUUAUUAAUUUUAUUAAAUAUUAUUUUAAAAAAAAAUCCGGUGUUAGUAAGAGGACGAACAGAUAGAAAAACAGAAAGUCGAAGAAAAUGAUGAGUUGGAAAAGAAUGUUAUUAGACAAAAAAUAUAAUAAAAAUAACGUAAUAACAAUAUAACUUUUAGGUUGAGUAUUGGGAUAAUAUUGCUAACAUAAUUAAUGCAGCUGCAGAAGGACCCCGAAAAAACGGGAAGAAAGGGGCAAAGGGAAAAUGCGUUUACGCAUUCCUCCGCCGAUGGGGAAUCGGCAGAGGAUAUGUGGGACUCGGGGAAUCCAGAAGAAACUCCUCAAUACCCACUAAAAACCCUAGUAUGGCUGUCUACCGGUGCUAUAGGCCGGGAAACGGGAUCACACAAGGUACUCACCGAAGCACCUGUGUCCGGUGAGCACCUGCGUCAUCCUGUAGGAGAGUGUUCCGUGCCGGCGAUCCAGCCAUUUCGGAAGAACCGGACGGAUCGCCCCGACGGCUUUGAGGCCGGCCGUCGCAAAGGCCAACCUCUCCUUCCGUCGCGACCGUGAGCCGCCAGGCCUGGUCGCUCCACCGUACGACCGUUCGCGCCGUCGGGAUCCCCCCCUCACCGCAAAGCCUCGAACGCCAACAGUAGCGUUCCAGGUGCUCCACAGCCAAGAGGUUCCAAGGAACGGAUCCCGCCAGCACGCACGUCGCCUCUUGAGGUGCGGUAGCCCCGUAUGAGACUCACCGCCAGCCGCCGCUGCUCCUCGCAGACCUUACGGGACAGCGCACGGCUGGCGUACACCUUUUCAGCCCACACGGGGACGCCAUACAGCGCCAUUGACGCACCGACCCCAAUCUAUUUUAAUCUAAUCUAACCUAAUAAAGAUAAAAUUAAGUUGAAAAUAUCCUAUAUGAUCUUUGUAGACGUGGAAAAAUAUGAAAGCUUAUAUAUUAAAAAAGGAAUCAAAAAGACGCAGCCAUACGCAAGGAA
Molecule: messenger RNA, 1622 nt
Organism: Monomorium pharaonis (pharaoh ant)
Lineage: Eukaryota; Metazoa; Arthropoda; Insecta; Hymenoptera; Formicidae
Exons: 3
Coding region: 835-1194 (119 amino acids)
Source: RefSeq, a predicted model, not a curated record